Messenger RNA from Poecilia latipinna (sailfin molly), 2006 nucleotides. RefSeq names its product ST6 (alpha-N-acetyl-neuraminyl-2,3-beta-galactosyl-1,3)-N-acetylgalactosaminide alpha-2,6-sialyltransferase 5a (gene st6galnac5a). Bases 453 to 1454 code for a protein of 333 amino acids. The transcript is spliced from 6 exons. Gene Ontology annotation, biological process: oligosaccharide metabolic process; ganglioside biosynthetic process. Gene Ontology annotation, molecular function: alpha-N-acetylgalactosaminide alpha-2,6-sialyltransferase activity. Lineage: Eukaryota; Metazoa; Chordata; Actinopteri; Cyprinodontiformes; Poeciliidae. The record is from RefSeq and is a predicted model, not a curated record.
GGAUACGUAUCGGACAUGCAAGUUUCCUGGGUCGCAUUCGAAAAGAAUCCGACCUGUGUUGUUCAGACUGUCAUGAAAAGAUCAGAUACGUUAAAACGAAUUUGUAAAGGAACUACGAACUCUUCACGUGAAUAAUAAGCUUCUGGUGACUGGCAGGUAAAAGUCGCGGGUCUCCCCCCUCUCCGCCGCGCCUCCUCCAGCGCCACCGGAAGCCGGGCGGCGUUAAGACCCAGCAGAUGUACAGUACAGCGAACAUCUGUCGCCGCGGUCUCCGCUCCGUAUGAAUCGCGCCCGGACUCCAGUCUGGAGACACUCACGCUCCGAGGCGGGCUGGGAUCAGGACCGGAGCGGAUCCAGGGGCGGGGAGGAUGUGCGCGGAUGAGUCCGGACCAUGAGAGCAGAAAGUGGAGCCAGACGCACUGAGCCGCAGCGUUAAGACAGCGCGCAGCAAGAUGAAGACACCUAUGCGCCAUGGGGUAGCCGUGCUUCUCGUCCUCCUCCUGUGCGCCAGCUUGUUCCUCGUGUACAACGGCAGCUUCAACAGCCCUUCCAGGGAAACUAACGACACCCGCGUCCGACAGCAUGAACAUCUGCAGCAGCCGCCCGAAGCCUCCGGCAGCGCGGCGAAGCCCCACCUGCCGGCCCUCCAGGGAUACAUCGGCAUCAUCGACCAUAAGCCUCUCAGGAUGCACUGCCACACCUGCUCCCUGAUCACCAGCUCCGGCCAUCUCAUCGGCGGACGCCGGGGAAAGGAGAUCGACCGGGCCGAGUGCGUCAUCCGCAUGAACGACGCCCCCACCGCCGGCGCGUUCGGCCAGGACGUCGGCCGCCGCACCUCCCUGCGAGUCAUCGCCCACUCCAGCAUGCAGCGGGUGCUGCGCAGCCGCCACGAGCUGCUGAACGCCAGCCAGGACACGGUGUUCAUCUUCUGGGGCCCCAGCAGCUACAUGAGGCGGGACGGGAAGGGCCUGGUGUACAACAACCUGCGGCUGAUGAACCAGGUGCUGCCCAAGCUCAAGGUCUACAUCAUCUCCUGGCAGAAGAUGCUGCAGUUUGACGAGCUGUUCAAGAAGGAGACGGGGAAGGACAGGAAGAUUUCCAACUCGUGGCUGAGCACCGGCUGGUUCACCAUGACCAUCGCUCUGGAGCUCUGCGAUCGGAUCAACGUGUACGGCAUGGUGGCCCCCGACUUCUGCAGGGAGCCUCAGCACCAGUCCGUCCCCUACCACUACUACGAGCCGCGGGGGCCCGACGAGUGCGCCAUGUACAUCUCCCACGAGCGCGGCAAGCGCGGCAGCCACCACCGCUUCAUCACGGAGAAGCGCGCCUUCGCCAACUGGGCAAGGACGUUUGACAUCCACUUCUUCCAGCCGGACUGGAGCCCCCCACCUCUCCCAGACAACCGGACACUGCCGGGAACGGCCACCGCCGCCAUGGUUCUGCAGAAUACGUGACUGCCAAUGGAGCUGGGAUGCGCUUUUAGAGAUCCAGUCGCUCAGAUGGACAACUGGAAAAACAGACAGCACUGCAUGGAUGAGGAGUGCCUUUACUGCAGCCAGAGUUUUAUUCAUGGAGGGACAAGAUGCGGCUCAGAGCUGUUUGAAACCCUGGAAGGCAGGGUCAUCAAACGCUCUGAAAGCGUGUGUGUGUGUGUGUGUGCCAUGUAUUUGAUGUAUUGUGGGGACCCAUUGAUCCUGUGGGGAUGAAAGCCUGGUCCUCACAAGGAGAAAUUUUGUUUUUGUGCUAGGAGUUCGGUUUAAGACUAUGGUGUGAAUUUAGUUUUGGUCAGGUUUAGGUAUGUGAUGGUUAGGGUUAGGCUGUAGAAAUGAAUGGAAGUCAACGGAAAGUUCCUGCAGAAAUAGAGACGCAUAUACUGUAUGCUGUCUGGAGCAUUUAACUUUUGUCCAGAAGGUCCCUUCUUUGUCUGCAAAGAACGACAGAGGCAGAACCACGAUGGAUCAUUAUAGACAGAGGAGCAACUUAUCCAUAUUAAUAUUGAGACAAAA